Tachyglossus aculeatus (Australian echidna) is the source of this 2974-nucleotide messenger RNA. RefSeq names its product mitogen-activated protein kinase kinase 4 (gene MAP2K4). The record is from RefSeq and is a predicted model, not a curated record. Gene Ontology annotation, molecular function: JUN kinase kinase activity; ATP binding. NCBI's taxonomy places the organism in Eukaryota, Metazoa, Chordata, Mammalia, Monotremata, Tachyglossidae. The coding region runs from base 13 to 1251 and encodes 412 amino acids. The transcript has 14 exons. Gene Ontology annotation, biological process: protein phosphorylation; MAPK cascade.
GCCGUCAGCAGCAUGCAGGGUUUUCAGAUAAACUUCUGUGAAAAGGCGCAAAGUAAACGCAAAGCACUGAAGUUGAAUUUUGCCAAUCCACCAUUCAAAUCUACAGCCCGCUUUACCCUGAAUCCUUCCGGAGUCCAAAAUCCACACAUGUUAGGCGGCAAAAUCCAGGAUUUCAAAAGCUAUCUGCCAAAGGAAAGAUGUGUAGAUACCUCUUCAGUUUCCACAGGGAGAGAAGCGGACCUCGUCCAGAAACUGUCCAGCAGGCUACAAGAGAGGCUGAGGACGCACAGCAUCGAAUCGUCAGGAAAACUGAAGAUCUCCCCCGAACAACACUGGGAUUUCACUGCAGAGGACUUGAAAGACCUCGGAGAAAUUGGACGAGGGGCCUACGGUUCCGUCAACAAAAUGGCCCACAAGCCAAGUGGGCAGAUAAUGGCAGUUAAAAGAAUUCGCUCGACCGUGGAUGAGAAAGAACAGAAACAGCUCCUUAUGGACCUUGACGUCGUGAUGCGGAGUAGCGACUGCCCGUAUAUCGUGCAGUUUUACGGAGCGCUCUUCAGAGAGGGUGACUGUUGGAUCUGUAUGGAGCUCAUGUCUACCUCGUUUGAUAAGUUUUACAAAUAUGUAUAUAGUGUAUUAGACGACGUUAUUCCGGAGGAAAUUUUAGGCAAAAUCACUUUAGCUACUGUGAAAGCACUAAACCACUUAAAGGAAAACUUGAAAAUCAUUCACCGAGACAUCAAACCUUCCAAUAUUCUCCUGGAUCGGAACGGGAAUAUAAAGCUCUGUGAUUUUGGCAUCAGCGGUCAGCUGGUGGACUCCAUCGCCAAGACGAGAGAUGCUGGGUGUCGGCCGUACAUGGCGCCAGAGCGGAUAGACCCGAGCGCGUCCCGGCAAGGAUACGACGUCCGUUCCGAUGUGUGGAGCCUGGGCAUCACGCUGUACGAGCUGGCCACGGGCCGAUUCCCGUACCCCAAGUGGAACAGCGUCUUCGACCAGCUGACGCAGGUGGUGAAGGGAGACCCCCCCCAGCUGAGCAACUCGGAAGAGCGGGAAUUCUCUCCCAGUUUCAUCAACUUCGUCAACCUGUGCCUUACAAAGGAUGAAUCCAAAAGGCCAAAAUAUAAAGAGCUUCUGAAACACACCUUCAUCCUGAUGUACGAGGAACGGGCGGUGGAAGUGGCCGGCUACGUCUGCAAGAUCCUGGACCGGAUGCCGGCCUCGCCCGGCUCGCCCAUGUUCGUGGAUUGAUCCCGACUAGGCCACGGGGCCGCCGGCCGGGCCACGCGUCCACACGCAACACACACGACACACACAAACCGUACCCCUUCUUCCCACCCUGUUUGAAGCCCCCCCCCCCCAACUGGGGGACGACAGGGGUGUCGGGUCGCCCCCACAUCCGUGUCUUCCCACCCCUUGGAAAGUGCCACCCCCUCACCUCUUCUCCCAGUGUCCGUGCCGGUCUGAGGCCUGCCAUCCCCGUCUCCUCCCCCGUGAACCGCGAGCGUAAGUACAGUUGAUUUGUCCGCGGCUUCUUGACUCCGGGGCGUCUUCCCGGGCCACGGCCUCCUCCGCCGGAGCUUGGCGGGCGCCCGCGGAGAACCCCCCGGUUCCAUCACCGCCCUGGGCCCCGCGAGGCCGGAGGAGGACCCGGCGUUUCCUUCGCAAAGUGCAAUAGGGCGGCCGGAGGAAGGGUGAGGAAAGCGAGCGGACUGUUUUCUCUACCAAAAACGACGCUGUGGGGAAGAGAGGCCGAGGGGAGGGUCUUCGGAGCCGGGACGGAGCGCAUCCCCGCCCCUCCACCUCGGGGAGCCCGCCGGCGGGAGGCAGGCCGACGCGGCGAGCCGUCCGGAAGAUGCUCCCGCCCGGACCUCGGAGCGGGGAGUGAAUGUGGGCACCCCACAUUAAUCCCACCGGGCCUCGCGCCCUCCCCUUCCAGGGGUCUGCCCAGCCGCCCCCCUUUAGCGGGAGGGCAGACCCAAGCUCGGGGCCGACGGGGGCAAGUUUCCUUCCAACGCCCCGAGACCAAAUGUCCGAACUGUCGUUCCCGGCCUCCUCCCGUGCCUGGCUGAGGCUGCUCCGGAGAGCGUGUGAGUACCUGUGACCCCUCGGCUCUGUCUGAUCCCUUUCUUCGUGUACAAACACCGAGUCCGGAGCUCGGCGGUCGGUCGGCACUCGGCCCGGGCGACGGGGACCCGCUGGCGGAACGGGGGGCCGGAGACCCCCUCCGCGCCCCCGUCUUCCGAGGAGCCCCGGGACUCCCCCCAUCCUCUCCCCCGCGCCCGUCCGGGGAAGGGUUUUAAAAACCAACGGAGGACUCGGUCCGGUCCCCACGGGUCAGAGGGGUCUCGGCCGUGGACGGGGGCCGCGUCGAGGGGGACCGGAGGUAAAGGCGAUUUAUUAGCAUAUUAAUCACAGAUUAUUAUAAACUAUUAAGGGCAAGGAGUUUAUUACAGUGUAUCUUUAUCAAAAAAUAAAAGGUGUGUAGUGUUCACGGACUGUGAAAAUAGUGUAAGAACUCUGCAUUGUGAACUCUGAUUAUUUUUUUUUUCCUCUUGUACCAUAGAAAAAUGUAUAAAAAUUAUCAAGAAGCUAACGUGCAGGGAUAUUGCCUUAUCUGUCCGUAAAAUGGAGCUCAGUAACCUAACCGCUUCUCAGAGCUUGGAAAUAUUUUAUCCUAUAUCCUGGUUUGACUCCUCCUCCGCUAUUUAAGGUAUUCUACUUGGAACCCCAGUGUUUAUGUCAUAGUGCUAGCCUUCGCCUGCGGGUCGGUUGUAAUAAAUCUAGGAUGUGAUGGUGAGCUUGCUAUUUUCAUUUUCGAAGGGCAGAUGUGUCGGGGCGGGAAAACGCGCCCCGACACGUCCAGCCCUGCGGCUCGUCCCCCUCCGGUCCGCUUCGGCCUAGCGUCGACGAUCUCGCUCUGUACUAUGCACCGUGUAACUUAUGAACUUGUUCGAAAAUAAAAUGGAAACCC